Molecule: messenger RNA, 1300 nt
Organism: Lingula anatina
Lineage: Eukaryota; Metazoa; Brachiopoda; Lingulata; Lingulida; Lingulidae
Source: RefSeq, a predicted model, not a curated record
CUUGACUCUUGGACGCACUGGUAUAUUUAAUGCACCACUGUCAAUGCCUUCCAACAGAAUGACUUUUUUCGGGAUUUUGUGUUUUUUGUUCCUCUACUUGGCAAGGGAAGCCGAGAGUAUUCGAUGCAGUUCGUGUCUUUUGCUCACAUCCAACAACAAAGACAUACAGAACGCCAUGGCUUCUGCAUUCAGUCGUGUUUUCAACUCUAAGUGCGCAGACGAUAAUGCUGCGGGUGUCAAUGAAAUACAGUGUCCGGGCUCUUGCGAACAUGUGUCCUCCAACGUUGGACUCCAGAGAGAUGGAGGUCCACCAAUAACACUUACACUUCACAUGCGCCGGUGCAACGCUCUACAAAGCCUGGAUGUCGGUUGUCAAGCACUGACCAUGGAGGAAGACGAGAAAAAGGUCCAAGGUUACUUGGGAGCCAUAUUGGGGACUGUGCCUCGUUUUACCAGUGUCCAGGGACGUUAUUGUUUGUGUAAUUCGGAUGGAUGCAAUGCAAACACCAGGAAUCUUCCUGUAAUGGCCCCAGUCCCCGUCACCCAGUGUUACAAGUGCCAGUGGAGGCAGUUCCGGAGUAGUGACCCGGCAAUGGAACAGAUGCUGAAUGCUGGGGUGGCCAAUCAGAUUCAGGCAUCCUGCAAGAAUUCCCAGUAUGCCCCUAUGAUUAGUUGCCGCGGUUCCUGUGGCAUCACAAAUUCUACAGUUUACAUGUCCUCGAGAAACGGGCGGUUUAUGCAGGUAGAAACCAUAGAAAGAGAUUGUGUAUCCGUGCGAACAACCAGCCAGUGUGUGGAUGGAACUCCUGUAGACAAGGAUGGAAACCUCUUUCAGCAACUGCAACAGCACACGGGCUUCCAGAACAUCAAAGUACAGAACCAAGCUUGUACCUGUAGUGGAAAUGGCUGCAAUGGUGAAGGGACCGAGUCCCUUGUCAGCUCCACCAAGACCAGGGAGGUACCUAUUAGAUAUACGCCAGUUAGAGGCUCUGGGAACAGAUCACCAGGUGGUCCUGGCCCGCAACCACCAGUGAACCCCGGUAUACAGUCAGUGAACAGACCUGCUGGCAGACCGCCAAUGUACGGCCCCGCUGUGAGACCUCCAGUGUAUGCCGGCGGACCGCCAGUGUACGGACCUGCUGGCAACGUUAACCCGCCAGUGUAUGCCGGCAGACCGCAGACGCACGGCCCUGCUGGCAGACCGCCAAUGAAUGCUGGCAAUCUGCCAGUGUACUAAGAUACAUCACCAAUGAUGGACCGUGUUGUUCAUCAGGACACGCUUUUUAAUUCAUACCUUUGA